Messenger RNA from Ilyonectria robusta, 1827 nucleotides. RefSeq names its product alkaline-phosphatase-like protein. Bases 1 to 1827 code for a protein of 608 amino acids. Gene Ontology annotation, molecular function: arylsulfatase activity. The transcript is spliced from 2 exons. NCBI's taxonomy places the organism in Eukaryota, Fungi, Ascomycota, Sordariomycetes, Hypocreales, Nectriaceae. The record is from RefSeq and is a predicted model, not a curated record.
AUGGAGGGAAAACGUCCAAAUUUCCUUGUCAUUGUUGCUGAUGACCUCGGGUUUAGCGACUGCAGCUGCUUCGGCUCCGAGAUCAAUACCCCUCACAUUGAUGCCAUCGCGGCUGAGAGCAAUGCUAUUCGAUAUACAAACUUCCACGUUGCUGCAGCUUGCUCUCCUACCCGCUCUAUGUUGAUGACUGGAACCGAUCACCAUAUUGCCGGACUCGGCCAGCUCCAGGAAAUCACCCGCGCUUCCCCGGCUCAUUACGGUAAACCUGGUCACGAAGGCUAUCUAAACCAACGUGUCGUUGCUCUUCCCGAGCUCCUCUCUGACGGGGGCUACUUCACUUGCAUGUCUGGCAAGUGGCACCUCGGGCUUAAACCAGAGCACCACCCCAUCCGUCGCGGAUUCAAGAAGUCAUUCGCCCUUCUACCCGGGUGUGCGAACCACUACGCGUACGAGCCGCAGUAUAAAGAUCCAAGCACAGAGCCCGGAAAGUUCUUUGAGACAGCCACGCGUGCCUUGCACGUGGAAGACGACAAGGUGCUUGGCCGACUACCAGACGGUUUCUACAGCAGCGACUCCUACGCCGACAAACUCAUGUCAUACCUCGACGACCGAACGCAGGAGGAGAAGGAGCAGCCCUUUUUUGCCUAUCUCCCAUUCAGCGCGCCCCAUUGGCCUCUUCAGGCACCAAAAGAUGUUUGUGAUAAAUACAAAGGCCUCUAUGAUGAUGGCCCAGAGGCGUUGCGCCAGAGGAGACUUGCGAGACUUAAAGAGCUAGGGAUGGUUCAACCAGACGUUACUCCGCACCCUGUCGUCAUAAUUGAUGGGAAACCCGAAAACUGGGACGAACUUCCCGAGCAUGUGCGUAAGGCUUCCAGCCGUGCCAUGGAAGUCUACGCGGGCAUGGUUGACCGCAUGGACUGGAAUAUUGGCCGGGUGGUCGACUAUCUGCGGAAAAGCGGCGAGUAUGAUAACACCUUCGUCCUAUUCAUGAGCGACAACGGAGCUGAGGGCGCGAGCUAUGAGACUCAACCUAUCGUUGGAGACAGUAUAAUGGCCCACGUGGAAAAGUACUAUGACAAUAGUCUGGAAAACAUUGGCCGUGGAAAUAGCUUUGUGUGGUAUGGGUGCCGCUGGGCCCAAGCCGCCACGGCUCCCUCACGACUCUACAAGAUGCAUUCGACCGAAGGCGGAUGUCGAGUGCCUCUAGUAGUGCGACCACCUGUGGGCAAAGGCGCCAACCUGGCACCCAGCAAGGGCAUCAUCACCGACGCAUUCUGCACUGUCAUGGACAUCGUGCCAACAAUCCUGGAAAUGGCCAUCCUGCAGCAUCCCGGAACGUGUUACAAAGGCAGAGAGAUUGCGCCUCUUCGUGGUCGAAGUUGGACCAAGUUCUUUUCGCUCAUCUACUCCAACGUGGAAGCCAAUGGACACGCCGAAGCCGAGGUCCAUGGCCAGGACUAUGUGGUGGGAUUUGAAGUGGCUGGCUCAGGGGCUCUGCGGCGCGGUGAUUGGAAAAUCACAUUCGUACCAGCUCCCAAGGGUCCGCAAAGGUGGGAGCUAUUCAAUAUCCGCCAAGAUCCUGGAGAAGUAACGGAUCUGUCUGAACAGCACCCUCAUCUUUUGGAAGAAAUGUUGAAAUUGUGGGAUGAGUAUAAAAAUGAUGUCGGCGUCGUUGGUCUGGCCGGAGAGUAUGAAAAUGGUAUCCAGGGAGAUGCAAGGACAUCUUUGGUGGAUGAGAUGGACGACCCUUACGCGUGGAUCAAGUAUAUUGGACGCCCUGAAAUAACGCCAGAGAGGCUAAAGGGUGUCAUCCCAACUGUAUCAUGA